This is a messenger RNA of Entamoeba invadens IP1, 4497 nucleotides long. Its product is annotated as protein serine/threonine kinase, putative. The transcript is spliced from 3 exons. The record is from RefSeq and is a predicted model, not a curated record. Lineage: Eukaryota; Evosea; Mastigamoebida; Endamoebidae. The coding region runs from base 1 to 4497 and encodes 1498 amino acids. Gene Ontology annotation, molecular function: protein kinase activity; ATP binding. Gene Ontology annotation, biological process: protein phosphorylation.
AUGGAUGUGUAUUAUGAUCAGCCGAAGAUAUCAACAAGCAAUUUGAACUUCUUGGGUACCUCCACUGGUAAUUUCACAACAGGUGUGUUAAACAAUAUCAACAAUGUUUAUUUGUUUGGAAGUUCUCAACUCAAUUACAUGAAAGAAGACAAUCAAAACGAUUUGAUAUUCAACUUGACUCUUCAAGAUCACUCAACGUUUCAUAUCUUUGGCGAAUAUCAAGUGGGUUCUUCGUAUAUGGAAGUCAUUGGACAUUCAACUUUAUAUAUUGAGGAAGAUGCUGUUUUAUCCCAAAGCAGCACAACAAUAUCUGGCACCGUUUUUACAAUAUGUGAAUAUGCUACAGUCCAUGUUUUGGGUUCAAUUAGUUCUUUUAGUGCUAUUUUAAUUAAAGAUAACGCAUCUUUAUAUCUGAACGGACAUUCAGCAACAGGGAUUUAUCCAAAGAAAAUUAAUAUCACAAUGUGUGGAAAUUCGUAUUUGGAGGUUGGUGGAUCUGUACAAUUACUAUCAGAGAAUUUAACGCUGUUUGACAAUGCAAGAGCUGUAUUUAAGGACAAUAUGAGUGUGUAUGUCUUUAUAUUUUCUUUGUUUGACUCAUUUCAAGGCAUGUUGUUAUUUCUUCACAACAACUCUUCUUUAUAUUUUGAUGUGUAUGACAAGACACAUAGUGUCGAUGGAAUAGUAUCAACUGUUAUGUACGAUACCUCAAAAAUUGUAUUUCAUGGGAGAAACCACGGGUUUUUGUAUCGAGUUGACAUGAACGACAACUCAAUGAUCGAAAUAAAAGACUCAAUUGAUGUGACGUUGACUCACGUACAUCUUAACGACAAUUCAAUAAUAAAGGUAUCAGAUACCUCAAAAGUUAUUCUUGCUAAUUUGGAGUCGUCUUCGACAUCAAGAAUAGUGUUCAAUGGAGAAGGGAAAAUGUCAUUGAGAUGUUCCAAUGGUGAAUAUGUUGAUGAUUGUUUAUUUGAAGAGAGUGUAAUCAACUUCAACGGGUUUCCUUUCGACUUUACAAACAUUUCGUUACAUAGCACACCACUCAAUUUAUAUGCAACAGAAUUACACUUUGAUGACUCGACACUCAAUAACACUAUAUUGCCAAUAGAUAGAUGUAUUAAUAUUAUCUCAAUUGGUGACGAUGCCACAAUACCAACAUUUACUAAUAAACAUUUCUACACGUUGUUUGAUAAACACUUGGUGAGAUAUUGCCCAGACUCCUUUGAUAGAAACACGGAAAAGACGUAUUGUUCUCUCAUUGAUGAGCAAUGGAACAAUAAGCACUUGUUUGAUCGAAAUUACCCAUUCGACCAAGCCCAUUGCCCAUAUAACAACGUCGAAGUCGUGACUUUUUUAAAUCGCGUUGUAAUUGGUAACCAAAAAGUGUUGGCAAAAUUUCUUAAUGAGACGAAUUUGGUGUUUAGUGUAGUGACCACUAAUGUUCAAAAAGUUUCUGGAUUGCUCAGAGAAGUCACUUUUCCGUCUGGAGUUGUUAUUAAAAGUUUGUGUUCUGUCAUUGAAAAUGUGGCAGUCGAAUUACUCUCAAAUGGAUCAUAUAGCUAUUCGUCCAUUUGUAAAAUGUUUGUUGGUACAAAUGACUCGACGAAUUCAGACACACAAAAAGUGAGUGAAAUAAAAGGAGUCUCAGAGAGUGGAUAUAUUGUUAUUGAUGAAGAAACAAUUAUUGCAUCAACAGACUUUGGACUACUUAUUUACAUCUCAAACCAACUUAAACCUUCCACUAUAACAACUACUUUUAAUUCAAAUAUUCUGGUUAUUGGGAACAUCGGAUUUUACGUCAAUGAAGAGUUGUGCACAUAUGGUCGUGUUACAUCGACCUUAUCCGAGUGUUAUAAAUAUGACAAACUUCGAUGUGAUGAUGGAUAUUAUGUCAGUGAAAUGAGUUGUGUGAAGUGCACGUCCAAUUGUAUAAAGUGCACUGAAUUUGAGUGCAUAUUAUGUGCUGACAAUUAUAUACUCAGUGGAAGUGUCUGUGAAAAAAAACCAACGAGUUGUCUUGUUGCUCGCAACAAUUUCUGUUUUGAAUGUAAAGAUACAUAUUCACAAAUGGGUACAACAUGUCUGAAUACAUCACCACUCCCCAAUUGCACAAUAAGUCGGAACAAUUUAUGUGUGAAAUGUUCUUCUGAUUUAAUGGUUAUUAAAGACGGAGUUUGUGUACAAUAUGACAAAGCGAUAUUAACAACCAAAUUUUCUGUUGUGGCGUGUGAAAUUGGGUACUACACAUUCAAUGGUACAUGUCACAAAUGUUCUGAUAAACAUCAGAACUGUUUGAUGUGUGAUUUGACAAAGUGUUAUUUAUGUGAAAAUGGUUAUGACAUACAAAGUGAUGGUUUGUGUAAGAGUCAAAACUGUGAGACAUACAGUUCUAUCGACAUAUGUAUUCAAUGCAAAGACGGGUACAUCUUUGGUGAGUCAAAAAAUGGAUAUUACCUUUCAAAUGGUAUAUGUGUUUCCUUCAUUGCAAACUGUAUGACUGGAAACAACACGGGGUGUACACGGUGUAACUCAGGGUAUUAUCUUAACACACUAAAACUCUGUGAAAAAUGCCAAUCAAAUUGUUUAACAUGUGGGACGUCUCCUUCAAACUGUCUUUCGUGUGAUGAGAACACCUUUCUCUCCGAAAACAAGUGUGUGACAUCGUCAAAGUACAACAACACAUGCGACAGAUACACAUCAAAUGGAUUUUGUGUGCAUUGCAUCUCUGGGUAUUAUUUAUAUCAAGACUCAUGUCGAGAGUGCUUGUCCUCCUGUGACAUAUGUAGUAACAAAUAUUACUGUAUAACAUGUAAAGACGGGUACUUCAUGUCAUCCUUUGGAGAGUGUUUAGAUAAUAAACAGGCUGGAGCAUGUUCAGUGAACGUUUCUACAUCUCUUGGGUGUAUUCGUUGUGAUCCCGGAAACUAUUUAAAUGGACGGCAGUGUAUACCAUGUACUCUCGGAUGUAUUUCUUGUGACUCAACCAAGUGUUUCACGUGUUAUGACAAAUUUGUAUUACAAGAUGGCAAGUGUGUGUCUUAUUACUUUGUAUCAAAUUGUCUUUCUGCACACGACGGACAGUGUUCCUCAUGUUCCUUUUGGUAUACUCCUGACCGUAACGGUUCAUAUUGUGAACGAUCUGCAGUGUGGUGGGUGAUACUUCUAAUAGUAAUAGUUUGUCUCGCACUUAUUAGUAUAAUUGUAGUAGUUAUAGUUCAUAUCCUCUACAGAAUCAUAUCAAAGUAUGUUCGAAAUAGAAACUUGGACGAUUUGGUCUUCGACAUAUCACAAACGGGUGUCCUCACGCAUGAGCUCAUUCAAGGCCUUUAUACCAAUGUGAGUCAAAUCAUCUUCGACGGGGAUAAUACACAACUCCCCGUCUUCAAAGAGUCUGUAACAAGCUUUGUCCUUGCUAAUAAAGGAAAACAAACUGUUCGUGUACAAGUCAAAGGCCGGAGGAACAAAUAUCGGUAUACCAUCGAAGUGACUCCCCCAGUAGUGUUACUCAAAAGGGAUCAAGCGUGCCAAUUCACUGUUCUAGUGGAGCCAAAGUGUACCUGUCGCAUUAACGACGUCAUUUCCAUCUUCAUCAACGAUAUAAAGAAACCAAAAGGAGAGAAUGUGACACUUCCAGUGCUUGCAGAGUCGGCGAUGUCCUCGUUUUUAGACCAAACGGAAAUUGAAGUCAAGCGUCUAGUUGGGGAAGGGACCUUUGGGAAAGUCUUUCUUUGUGUCUUCCGUGGCCAACACGUCGCUCUCAAAGUGAUGAAACAAAUUAACAUAGAACAGCAGUCGCCCGACGAAUUUAAUAAAGAGAUUGAAAUGCUGACUAAAUUUCGCUGUGACCAAAUUAUUCAUUUCUUUGGAAGUGUUCGCAUGGCAAGAAUCGUUGGAUUAGUCGUCGAAUAUGCGCCUCUUGGUUCAUUACGGAACAUUUUCAUGAACAAAGAGAUCGACGAAGUGUGCGACAAGAUGAAAGUCAAAUUCAUGAUUGAUACGACUCAAGCACUCCUCUAUUUACACACUAAUGGUGUUCUUCAUAGAGAUGUCAAACCAGACAAUGUCCUUGUCUUCAAUAAAACAAGUAUCAUCACUACUAAUGUUAAAUUGUCGGACUUUGGGUCGUCGAGAAACAUCAAUUUGUUCUUGUCAAAUAUGUCAUUCACGAAAGGAAUAGGUACACCAGUCUAUAUGGCACCAGAAAUAUAUAACAAGAACAAAUACAGUCAAGCAGCGGAUGUCUACGCACUCGGAAUAACUCUAUUGGAAUGCAUGAAAUGGGACGAAGCUUAUGAAAACAAAACUUUUGUCUAUUCAUUCCAAAUACCAGACUUCAUUAACAAAGGAAAUCGACUCCCAAAGCCAGCGAAUGUCUCAAACGAAAUGUUUGCAAUCGUCCAAGCAUGCUGGGACCAAACUCCAAAGAACCGUCCAACAACACAAACAAUCUUAGAGCGCUUAAAUCAAAUAGAAGAGAAACUCCCAAUGUUCUAA